AAAUAGCACCUUUUAUUGGAUAUGCCCAAACUUUUAUAAAGAAAAAAAACAUCUUCAAGAAUAUAAAAUAUCGAAGAUGAUUGAGGAAUUUUUAAAUUUCCAUAGUUUAGGAUACGCUCAUAAAAACAAACAUGUGAUAGAAAUGUCUAAAUCAAACCCUCUAAGAUAUACAUAUAAACAUUUUGGAUAUAUAAGAGAUAUGCUGAAGCUUCCUUUUCGCGUAGACAUAUAUAACAGAUUUAAAAUCUUAGAAAAUGAAUUUCUGGUCACAGAAAUAAUUGAACAAAUGUACAAAGCUUUUUUCUGCGACAACAAAAAGAAAAGCAAGAAACAUACUACGAGUAGUCUAGAGGGAAAUGAAUAUAAAAAAGAAGAAAUGAAUAAAGAGAAGAAAGAUACUCAUGAGAAAAAAAAAAAUAGUACUAAUAUUAGUAAACAUAUUAAUAAUUAUUCUAAAGAUAUUUAUAAUUUAGUUAAUAACAACGCGAAGGAAUACAAAGAUAAGCAAGUUUUACAUAGAGAAGUGAGUUCAGAAAAACUAGCUUUUUUUCCUAAGGAAUAUACAAAAAAACUUAAGCUAGAAGUUGUCUUAGGGGAUAAAUAUGAUAUAAAACAUGUUGAUAGAAAUAAUAGGGGACACGUUAGUCCACAGAACGGGAGUAGUAAGAAAGAACAAGUUACAGAUGAAGAGAAUGAUACACAGGGACGUAUAAAUAAUAUUUGUAAAAAUAUUGAAACAGAUGAAAGUGAAGAAGAAUAUGAUGAUUAUUAUGAUUAUGAUGAACAAGGAGAAAAAGAUGUAGAGGAGGAAGAUGUAGAAGAUAGAGAAGAUAAAGAAGAUAGAGAAGACAUAGGUAAAGUAUAUAAAAAAUAUGAAAGAGUUUCAGACAUUAAACAUGUUUUAAUAGAAGAGGUUCCUAAAGAAUUUGAACAAAAUAAUCCUUUUAAUUAUAAACAUUCCAAAUAUAAUUUUACUAAAGAAAUAGUAAUAAUAUCUUCAUCUAUCUUUUUUGGACAUAUGGAAAACAUGUUUAACUAUAUUUUUUAUUUUGUGUGUCUUCUUUUGGUUAUACAAAUAUUGUUAAUACUUUUAUAUAUAUAUAUCAAAACUAAUGAUGAGGUUUCUAUAAUACUCAAGGAUAUGGGGCAUACUGAGGAAAUGUCUAAGUAUCUUAAGAGACUAUCAAAAUAUGUGAUGAAUAAAAAGUAUGUUAAUACGAACAUGGAACAUUUUAAAACAGGCAGGCACAUGAGUAGUGUUAACUAG
This is a messenger RNA of Plasmodium reichenowi, 1267 nucleotides long. RefSeq lists its product as hypothetical. The record is from RefSeq and is a predicted model, not a curated record. The annotation marks the transcript as partial. The transcript has a single exon. NCBI's taxonomy places the organism in Eukaryota, Apicomplexa, Aconoidasida, Haemosporida, Plasmodiidae.